UCAGUGUGACGUCACGCGCCGCAGACAGCCGGGGGGGUGGGUCCCUGGUAGCCGGAGCAGCCCGGGAGGAGUGAGGGGGAGUCGGGAGGAGUCAAGGGGGAACGGCCGCCUCCUCCACCACAGCGUGUCUGAGCAAAAUGAAACAUGGAUGAGGAGGUCGCAGAAAGUUGGGAGGAAGCCGCGGACAGUGGGGAAAUGGAAAAACGGCUAGAAGAGAAGCUAAAGAUCAGCCAGAAAGAAAGGGAAUCCAGCAACAAUUCCAUGCGAUCUCCACUAAAGACAACCAUGAUGAUACAGGACGACUCUCUACCAGCGGGGCCCCCACCUCAGAUACGCAUUUUGAAGCGGCCGACAAAUAAUGGGUCACUGGGAUCCCCCUUGAAUCAGAACAGACCUACACCGCAGGUCAAGUCUCUGGCUCAGCGAGAGGCAGAGUACGCAGAGGCAAGGAAGAGAAUCCUGGGCAGCGCCUGUCCAGAGGAGACGCCUCAAGACAAGCCCAACACUGACAGACCAGGGCGCAAUAACUCUACAAUGCCUUUAGAGGAAACCAGAUCAACCAAUCACACUGUCCGACAGCCAGCCGGUCCAGACGGCACCCAUGGCUUCAGACAGCACAGAUAAGUGGGCCUCAGCCAUUGAGAGGAGAAAGAUCAGGGGCCUCCUGCGAGCAAAGACAGUAUUGUAUUCUUAAACUUCCUUCAGUUCUAUGAUAUCAGAGGGGGCAGUGAAUUACAGAGGGGCACUGCUGCUCCACUCCUCCCACCAGCAGUCGUGUGGAACUGACAGGGAGCAAGGAACUCCAGGAGGAAGUCAAACAUGCUCUUCUCUCUCUCCCAGUCCUGUCUGUUCGACACUGUGAUUAUGGACAUCUUCUGGACUCACUGUGAUGAUCCCUUUAAGAGACGCCUCUCACCUCCAUCUCUCUCCUCCUUCAGUGCCCGGCGGCUCCUCCUCAGGAUGCCUGCAAGGCAGAAGCAAAGACUUUACAGGAGACGUAAUGGGCCAUAGCAAAAUGAGAUGAGCUGGUACUUGUGCAGCAGCUUCUCCCCAGCAAUAAUAUCACACAUCACUUCUCACACUAUUCAUGUUUUUAGUUUUUCAGAUUCACAAUUUGUUUUAUCUUUUUAGGGAUGCUCUGAUAUCGACCAAGUGCAGAUAAAAGUAUUUAAUUAUUAAUCACCACCAAAACAGCAAUUAUAUAUUUUUUAAAUAAACAGCAGUGGCUGCAGGUUUUAUUAAAAAUAAAUCAUUCAAAGUUUCACAACUUGCGAUAAAAUGAUAGUUAAAUGCCAUAUUUAGCUUUUUACAGUUUAAAUGCAGACUCCAGGGCUGCAGCUUGUGGUGUCAGAUCUCCCACAGUGAACUUGCCCCCAAUGCUGAGUAUUUAACUGCUACCUAUCCAGUGACCCAGCUGUUAGCAUAAUCAGUGCACCCCUAAUGUGUAUAUUGCCAUUUGUUUUUAAAAACUGAGGGUAAGGGUCAAGUGUGUCUAGUUGUAUGUCUGACAUGUUCUGUUUACGGUUUUUGUUUUUUAAUUGAGCUUACAGCUGUCUUCUUUUGACUGUCACUUCAUUAUUUCUAUUUAAAAGUAAAAGCAAAAAAAAAAAAGAUUGUGGAUUUAGGUCCAUUUUUAAGUAGCUUUUCUGCAUUUUUGUAUGAGAUGGCAGUAAUGUCAGCAGUAUUUUAAUCAAAAUGAACCAAAAGCCCAUUUUAAAAUCAACCUGUACAUGUUUCAGGUAAAUCAGAUGUCAUUAUUCGAAGGUGUUGUUGGCAGCAAGUCAAAGGAGCCGAUUUGUUGCAUCUUAACCUUGUCAUCGGCACGCUCGUCUGAUCGCGUCCUUCGCUGACGGACAGUAUGUGGGAACUCAGGUGCAAGUGAUUGAGAAUGAAUGAAUGAAAUGAACGAAGAUUGUAUUUUUCCAGCAGGUUUGAUUGCGCAAAAAGCAAAUGUCCAUAUUUAAGUUUGGGUCUGCAAACUUGAAACAAUGUCCACGUCCCAAGGUGAAUAUGUUUUAUUUUUAUCUUAAGUGUUGGCAUCUUGGUCACAGUAUGAAAUGGUUACACCCACUCGUGUUCAGCACCUGAUGGUCCACUCCUGAAAUGUAGACACAGCUGGAUGUGAACCAGAGACGUAGCAGCUAGCUCCCUUUCCGCUGUGCCCCGAUAGACAUGACUAGUUUUUCCACAUUUAUGUGUUCAAAUGGAGAGAUCUCUAUAAAGCCAUAUUCAACGAUGCACAUCAUCAGUAGAAAAGUAAUAAGAAUGGUUGAAUUCAGCGUGUGCCUCCUGUGUCAUGUCUUUACUUUGCGGUUGUUGAUUUUUAUUAGUGUAGUUCAAGAAAGUGAAUAUAUUUGAGGGAGAAUUCACGAUCCUGGUAAAGAGAUUUUUAGUUGAGGAAGUCAAGCAGCAGAGCAGGAGACAGACUGGUCCAGCUGAGCUCUGAGUGAGAACACAAACUGCCUGUAAAUACUGAUUUAAUAAAAUGAUUUGCCAAAAAAA
Molecule: messenger RNA, 2502 nt
Organism: Paralichthys olivaceus (Japanese flounder)
Lineage: Eukaryota; Metazoa; Chordata; Actinopteri; Pleuronectiformes; Paralichthyidae
Gene: szrd1
Product: SUZ RNA binding domain containing 1
Source: RefSeq, a predicted model, not a curated record